AUGAUGCAGAGAAGAUAUGAUUUUGUGGGCUCACUUUUCCACGUCAUGAUCUUCAGAAACCUGAGCACAGAUAAAAAGAAAUUUUGGCCACUGAGCUCCGCUCCAGGCAUCUCCCGGGACAACUGGCACAAGCGCCGCAAGACCGGGGGCAAGAGAAAGCCCUACCACAAGAAGCGAAAGUAUGAGCUGGGACGCCUGGCUGCCAACACUAAGAUUGGCCCCCGACGUAUACACACAGUUCGUGUGAGAGGAGGCAACAAGAAGUACCGUGCCCUAAGAUUGGAUGUGGGGCAUUUCUCCUGGGGCUCUGAAUGUUGUACUCGCAAAACAAGGAAAAUUGAUGUUGUCUACAACGCCUCCAAUAAUGAACUGGUCCAAACCAAGACCCUCGUGAAGAACUGCAUCAUGCUCAUUGACAGUACACCAUACCGCCAGUGGUAUGAGUCCCACUAUGCGCUACCCCUGGGUCGCAAGAAGGGGGCUAAGCUGACUCCUGAGGAGGAAGAGAUUUUAAACAAAAAGCGAUCAAAGAGAACUCAGAAAAAAUACGAUGAAAGGAAAAAGAAUGCAAAAAUCAGCAGUCUUCUAGAGGAGCAGUUCCAACAGGGCAAGCUUCUUGCAUGUAUUGCUUCCUGGCCAGGCCAGUGUAGCCGUGCAGAUGGUUAUGUGCUAGAGGGCAAGGAGCUGGAAUUCUACCUGAGGAAAAUCAAGGCACGGAAAGGCAAAUAA
This is a messenger RNA of Elephantulus edwardii (Cape elephant shrew), 729 nucleotides long. Its product is annotated as 40S ribosomal protein S8-like. The transcript has 2 exons. Bases 1 to 729 code for a protein of 242 amino acids. Gene Ontology annotation, cellular component: ribosome; cytosolic small ribosomal subunit. Gene Ontology annotation, molecular function: structural constituent of ribosome. Gene Ontology annotation, biological process: translation; maturation of SSU-rRNA from tricistronic rRNA transcript (SSU-rRNA, 5.8S rRNA, LSU-rRNA). The record is from RefSeq and is a predicted model, not a curated record. Lineage: Eukaryota; Metazoa; Chordata; Mammalia; Macroscelidea; Macroscelididae.